AUGGAUUUAAGAGUUGGCAGAAAGUUCCGCAUUGGUAGGAAGAUCGGCUCAGGUUCGUUCGGUGAUAUUUACCAUGGUACCAAUUUGAUCAGUGGUGAAGAAGUCGCCAUUAAGUUAGAACCAAUACGUACUAAGCAUCCACAGUUGGAUUAUGAAUCUAGGGUUUAUAAAUACCUAAGUGGUGGCAUUGGUAUUCCGUUUAUUAGGUGGUUCGGACGUGAGGGCGAUUAUAAUGCUAUGGUCAUAGACUUAUUAGGUCCUUCUUUAGAAGACUUGUUUAAUUACUGUCAUAGAAAGUUUUCGUUGAAGACCGUAAUAAUGUUGGCACUGCAAAUGAUAUGUCGUAUUCAAUAUAUACAUGGGCGUUCUUUCAUCCACAGGGAUAUUAAACCUGAUAAUUUUUUGAUGGGUGUCGGGAGACGUGGAUCUACAGUUCAUGUCAUUGAUUUUGGUUUAUCGAAGAAAUUUAGAGACUUUAGAACACAUAAUCAUAUUCCAUACCGCGAAAAUAAGAAUUUAACCGGUACAGCUCGGUAUGCGAGCGUUAAUACUCAUUUAGGUAUUGAACAGAGUAGAAGAGAUGAUUUGGAAAGUUUGGGCUAUGUGUUAAUUUACUUCUGCAAGGGUUCCCUACCAUGGCAGGGGCUAAGAGCCACCACUAAGAGGCAAAAAUAUGAUCGUAUAAUGGAAAAGAAACUAUGCAUUAGUGUGGAGCAAUUGUCUGCGGGUUUACCAAUUGAAUUUGUCGAAUAUAUGCGCUACUGUAGGAACUUGAGGUUUGAUGAGAGACCAGACUACAUGUACGUGGCGCGUCUAUUUAAGGACUUGUCUAUGAAACUUGAAUAUCACAACGAUCAUUUGUUUGAUUGGACAAUGCUACGUUAUACGAAGGCUAUGAUUGACAAACAAACGCAACCCGUUGAGAGUCAACAGCAGACACAACAACAGGGACAGGGACAAGCACAAUCCGCACAAGAGCCUGCUAACGGUGAAGCUGAUGCGGAUUCCAAGAAUGCAUCUUUCAUGAAAGUGAAGAAAUUGGCGAUGAUGAAAUUCCCAAGUCAUUUUCAUUACUGGAAGCCAACCGACACACACCAUCCGAACCCAGAAGAGAUCAAACACCAAACUGUUCAGAAUACACAAAUUGUGUCUACGAUACCAGAUGAAGUAUUAAGUGAAAUUGAUAAGAAUAUGGAAGCAUUAAAGCAAGAAGCUGAACAAGGUAAGGUUAGACCAGGGAACUCGCAAACACAGCAACCAAAUGGUGCCGCCGUGACAUUGCUAGAACGACAACAAGCGCAAGUUCAAGGCCAGCAAGAACAGCAGUUGCAACAACAACUGCAACAACAACAACAACAGCAACAACGGCAACAUCAUCAGCAACCACAACAACAACAACAGCAACCUCCACAAGCACAAGCACAAGCACAAGCACAAGCACAAGCACAACAAUCUCAACAAGCACAACAAGCACAACAACCUCCUCCACCACAACCUCAACAACCUCAACCCCAACAGCAUCUACAGCAUCAAGCCCAACAUCAGCACCAGCACCAACUAUCGCAACCGCCAAAUCAACAAGUACAGUCUCAACUGGCCUUACAAAGCCAGGUACAAUCGCCUCCAGCCCAUCACCCAACAAAACCCGACGGUAAUGUAGGUGGUACGGGAAUAUGGUUAUGA
This is a messenger RNA of Eremothecium sinecaudum, 1683 nucleotides long. RefSeq names its product serine/threonine protein kinase HRR25 (gene HRR25). Gene Ontology annotation, molecular function: protein serine/threonine kinase activity; ATP binding. The record is from RefSeq and is a predicted model, not a curated record. The transcript has a single exon. Gene Ontology annotation, cellular component: nucleus; cytoplasm. NCBI's taxonomy places the organism in Eukaryota, Fungi, Ascomycota, Saccharomycetes, Saccharomycetales, Saccharomycetaceae. Bases 1 to 1683 code for a protein of 560 amino acids. Gene Ontology annotation, biological process: signal transduction; endocytosis; peptidyl-serine phosphorylation.